This is a messenger RNA of Tarenaya hassleriana, 831 nucleotides long. RefSeq lists its product as uncharacterized. NCBI's taxonomy places the organism in Eukaryota, Viridiplantae, Streptophyta, Magnoliopsida, Brassicales, Cleomaceae. The coding region runs from base 130 to 660 and encodes 176 amino acids. The record is from RefSeq and is a predicted model, not a curated record. The transcript is spliced from 3 exons.
AAGCUUUUACUUCCGGUGCUGAACUUCAACUUCUCGAUAGAGAGAGCAAUCAAUCAAUCGAAGGAAGCCGACUCUUCCACGAAUCAUUAUCUUUUCGAUCUCGGUGGAGUUUCUGUGUCUCCGAUCGAGAUGAAGGACGACCAUGCUUUGACAACGACGACCGGUACUACGGCGGCGGCGAAUUCGAAGAAGGAGACGGCGGAUUCGGCCUUGUUUGGAAAAGGUCGGUACAAGUUCUGGGCACUCGCGGCGAUUUUGCUUCUCGCGUUUUGGUCGAUGUUCGCCGGAACCGUCACUCUCCGUCUGUCCGAUGGGAAUCUGAACCGUAUAUCAGACGAUCUCGGGUUUCAAUCCUACGACAACCUCGACGUUCUGGAAAUGGAGGAGAGGGAGAAAGUGGUGAAGCAUAUGUGGGAUGUGUACACUAACGGCCAUCGGAUCAGGUUGCCGAGGUUUUGGCAGGAGGCGUUCGAAGCGGCGUACGAGGAGCUCACAAGUGAUGUCCCUGGUGUUAGAGAGGCUGCCAUCGGUGAGAUCGCUAAGAUGUCGGUCCGCUCCGUCACUCUCGAUCCUCCUCCCACGGCUCGAUCAAUGAGCGCAAGGGAAUUAGGAAGGAGCCUGAAGAGAAUCCUACGUAAACCAGCAGCAGGUGGCCGGUGAUGGACCGCUGCUCUCGUUUCAGGUCUACACACGAAAGAUAGCUAUAGCAAAAAAGAAACAGUUCACAAGUUGGGAGAUGGAAGUUUGUGUGAAAAAGAUGGAAUCUCCCUUUGAAUUGAAUUGUAUCGAUCGAUAAUAUGACUAAAGAAAUCGAUGCAUGAUCGUCACCAA